Molecule: messenger RNA, 1881 nt
Organism: Oryzias latipes (Japanese medaka)
Lineage: Eukaryota; Metazoa; Chordata; Actinopteri; Beloniformes; Adrianichthyidae
Source: RefSeq, a predicted model, not a curated record
CCAUCAUAGUUUACUUUCUGACUUUUCAACUGUCUGAUCUGGAAAAACAGCUGGCUGAUUUGACUGAGUUAGUUGUUGUAAUUGCCCUAAAGUUAUGGGGUUUAUCUUUAGAUUGGUGCUCUUAUCCUUGCUUGUGGUUGGAGAAAACCAAGCAUACAGUCUAAAGUCUUCUGGCAGUCCAAGAAAUGAGGAAACUUUGGCUUAUGAUAAUCAAUUAGUGCCCUACAUGCCUUCAACACCUGAGCAAACUCAUGGAGUUAAAGCUCCUAAGGCCUUUCAGCAGGGCUACCCAUCAUGGAAGCCCAACCAACCUCAAGAGCCUCAGAAUUAUGGCUACCCUCCACUGAAUCCCAGCAUACCAAUGGAGCCGCAGAAAAAUGACUUCCUACAACACCACAACGUUCCCAGUGGCCCCCAGCACCAUGGUUAUCCUCCCCAGCAGCAUGGUGCUCCCCAGCAUCAUGGUUAUCCUCCCCAGCAGCACGUUUAUCCUCCCAACCAGCACGGCGCCCCCCAGCAGCACGGUCAUCCUCCCAACCAGCACGGCGCCCCCCAGCAGCACGGUCAUCCUCCCAACCAGCACGGCGCCCCCCAGCAGCACGGUCAUCCUCCCAACCAGCACGGCGCCCCCCAGCAGCACGGUCAUCCUCCCAACCAGCACGGCGCCCCCCAGCAGCACGGUCAUCCUCCCCAGCAGCACGGCGCCCCCCAGCAGCACGGUUAUCCUUCCCAGCAGCACGGCGCCCCCCAGCAGCACGGUUAUCCUUCCCAGCAGCACGGCGCCCCCCAGCAGCACGGUUAUCCUUCCCAGCAGCACGGCGCCCCCCAGCAGCACGGUUAUCCUUCCCAGCAGCACGGCGCCCCCCAGCAGCACGGUUAUCCUUCCCAGCAGCACGGCACCCCCCAGCAGCACAGUGUCCACCAGCAACACCAUGUUCCCCACCAGCAUGGUUAUACUCAGCACCACAUCCCCAAUGUCCCCCACCAGGAUGGUUACCCUCAACACCCACAGGGUUACCCCUGGCAAAAUAAGAUGCUCCAGCAUUACACUUACCCUCCACAGCAACAAAAAGUCCCAGGGGUUCCCCAGCAACCUGGCUACCCAUAUGGACACCCCAAGAUGCCUCAGAAAUAUAUGUACCCAUUACAACAUCCUGGUGUCCCAAUGGUUGUACGGCAACCCAACUUCCUCCUGCGGCAGACCAGGGUGUCCCUGCAACCUGACUCUCUUCCUCAACAGCACAAGGUAUCCUCAAAACAAGACUACCCUCCACAACAGCCCAUGCACAAGGGUCCAGAGAAGCCAGACUACCCUCCCCAGAAGCCCAUCUCAAAGGGGCAGCAAAAACCAGGCUACCCUCCCCAACAGCCCAUGUCCAAGGGACUGCAGAAACCAGGCUACCCUCCACAACAGCCCAAGGUGACCCAGGAGCCCAGCAUGCCACCGAAGGUGCCCCAAGAACCAGAUCUGCCACCCCAGCACCCCAAGGUGCUUCAGGAGCCCAGCCUGCCACUUCAACAGCCUAAGGUGCCCCAGCAACCCAAACUUCCCCAAGAGCCCGGGCUGCCGUCCCAACAGCCCAAAGUGCCCCAGGAGCCCAGCUUGCCACCAAAGGUCUCACAGGAGCAGCAGCAGCAUGGCUCUUUGUCCAGGCGACGUUACAAAGCCAGGCAACCCGGCUUUUCUUCUCGGUUUCCUCAGAAGCCAAACUACCCAUCAAACCCAACUAAGAAGAUAACAAAGGUCAGAGACUAGGAUCUUAUCCAUAUUUGAUCCACUGUUAAACUGUAAAGUUCAUGUUUUUCUCCCAAAAGGUCAAUUACUGAAGUAAAGAACUUAACAUUCCACCUGUCUCAAAUAAAAACAAUUGCUACAAUUUA